This is a messenger RNA of Musca vetustissima, 3633 nucleotides long. RefSeq lists its product as uncharacterized. The transcript is spliced from 12 exons. NCBI's taxonomy places the organism in Eukaryota, Metazoa, Arthropoda, Insecta, Diptera, Muscidae. Bases 1 to 3597 code for a protein of 1198 amino acids. The record is from RefSeq and is a predicted model, not a curated record.
AUGUCUUUGGAAGCCUUCAUUCGUCAAGCCGAUCGUCUGGUCACCUUCAAUGCCGAAGUAGUCGGUGGUAAUGUUCCCUUGACGUCUGCCCAAUUCGUAAAAAUUCACAUUUCUGAAGUUAAGUCCUUAUGGGCAGGCAUCAAAUCAGCGUAUGACCAAUUUAUGUCCGAUCGAGCUAGCGAAGAACAGAACGAGGAGGAUGAUGAACAGGAAGAAGAUGCAGAAGCCGCUUCAGAGCUUGAGACAUUCCAAGCCAAGUAUAAUAGUGCCUAUAUCACUUAUUGCGAGUGCUUGGCUCGCCUUACACAGUUGUCUGAGGAUCUCCAAACAGUUCCUAAAGAGCCGCCUGUUUCACUUCCAAACCCUUCGCCUCAGAGUCCUAAUGCUAUGGUCCAUAAUGAUCACGACUGUAAAAAGGAGUAUGAUCAGGUACUCAAUGAGUACGUUCAGUCGAAACACAUGGUCUCAGUUCCUAAUCCAUGUUUAAAUAGUGAUUCACGCCAUUAUUAUUUACCACAUCACACGGUUAUUAAGCCGGAGAGCUCGACCACCAAGGUUCGGGUGUUCUUUAAUGCUCCUUCCGAUACGUCCAAUGGUCACAGCCUGAACGAUGUUUUGCACGCUGGUCCGGUGUUGCAAUCUGACUUGACCACUUUACUUCUCAAAUGGCGUUUCUUCCAAAUUGUAUUCAAUGCGGACAUCGAUAAUAUGUACCGCCAGAUUCUUGUUCAUCCAGAUCAUACUCCAUUCCAAUGUAUCAUAUUCCGCAACCACCCAGGUGAAAACAUUCAUGAUUUCGAGUUACAAACUGUCACUUUCUGUGUCAAUUGUGCUCCGUACUUGGCUAUUCGCACUAUUCUCCAACUUGCUGACGAUGUUCAAGAUUUAUAUACAAUUGCAAAUGGCUCUUGCAGUUUUCCUGGUUCCCCAGCCCAUAGUACAGUGGUCUUUACCAAUGCCAAUUUAACCGAUGGCACUGUGGCCUCAUAUUCCUGCGAACGUGGUUUUGAAUUAUUGGGACCAGCCCGAAGAGUUUGUGAUAAGGGUGUUUGGCUGCCCGAAGGAAUACCGUUUUGUGUUCUAAAUGUGGCCGCUGGCAAGGCACCCAUGCAAAUUUCCACCGAAGGUUCCGGUGCUCCCCAAAAAGCCAUUGACGGUUCCACAUCGGCCUUUUUCACACCCGAAACAUGUUCGCUGACCAAAGCGGAACGUUCGCCAUGGUGGUAUGUAAAUUUAUUGGAACCCUAUAUGGUGCAAUUGGUGCGUUUGGACUUUGGCAAAUCGUGUUGUGGCAACAAACCCGCCACCAUUGUGGUUCGAGUCGGCAAUAAUCGUCCCGAUUUGGGUACCAAUCCAAUUUGCAAUCGUUUCACUGGCCUACUGGAGGAAGGACAACCCCUCUUCUUGCCCUGCAAUCCCCCUAUGCCUGGUGCUUUUGUUUCGGUACAUUUGGAAAAUAAAACCCCCAACCAGCUAUCGAUCUGUGAAGCCUUCGUCUAUACCGAUCAGGCCUUGCCCAUUGAACGCUGUCCCACAUUCCGUGAUCAACCUCCAGGUGCCUUGGCUUCGUACAAUGGCAAAUGUUACAUCUUCUAUAAUCGUCAGCCGUUGAACUUCUUGGAUUCGUUGGCAUUCUGUCGUUCCCGCGGAGGUACCCUGAUCAGUGAAAGUAAUCCCGCCCUGCAAGGUUUCAUUAGCUGGGAGCUGUGGCGUAGACAUCGCAGUGAUGUUAGUUCUCAAUAUUGGAUGGGUGCUGUACGUGAUGCUGUCGAUCGUUCCACCUGGAAAUGGGUUAAUGGUGAAGAGGUGGCCGUAUCGUUUUGGAAUCAUCCAGGCGGUGAUGAGGAUUGUGCAAGAUUUGAUGGUUCCAAGGGAUGGUUGUGGAGUGAUACGAAUUGUAACACACAUCUGAAUUUCAUUUGCCAACAUCAGCCAAAGACUUGUGGAAGGCCAGAACAACCUCCAAAUUCCACCAUGAUUGCCUUGAAUGGUUAUGAGGUUGGAGCACAAAUCAAGUAUACCUGUGAUGCAAAUCAUUUGUUGGUUGGUCCUUCGACCAGGACAUGUUUGGAAACAGGUUUCUAUAAUGAAUUCCCACCGGUGUGUAAAUAUAUUGAAUGUGGUCUCCCUGCCUCCAUACCCCAUGGUGGCUAUGACUUGUUGAAUGGCACCGUUGGCUACUUGAGCUUGGUUAAAUACCGCUGCGAUGAAGGCUAUGAAAUGGUGGGCCGAGCCCUGCUCACCUGCGAUUUUGAUGAACGCUGGAAUGGCCCCCCACCAAGAUGUGAAAUUGUUGAAUGCGAUACCCUGCCCGGCAACUACUACAACACCAUCAUCUCAGCACCCAAUGGCUCAUACUAUGGCAGCAAGGCAGAAAUUACCUGUCCACCUGGUCAUCGUUUGGAGGGACCCAGCACCCUUACCUGUCUAUCUUCAGGACAAUGGAGCAGUGCCUUGCCACGUUGUAUUAAGGUGGAACCCACAACAACAUUGCCUCCACCACCACCACCAACCACGGCGGUGCCCACAGUACCCUCAACCACUUCGUAUAGACCCAAGAUUAGCAGCACUACCACCAAGAAGGCUUAUCGUCCCACAACAAGCACAACUAGUACCAGUAGCACGGCUCAACCCACCAGCGGAGGACCACAAGUGGAAAUCAAUGGAGAAACCGAUUCCGAUGAAGAUGUCACCUAUGUUGUGCCCGGUACGGUGCGCGAAGAAUUCCCACCAAGACGUACUGUGCGCCCCGUGCUCACUCCCAACAAACCCAAGACGACACCAGCCUAUGAAACACCCAGUAGACCCACAACCGGAGCAUCGAGCACCUCAAGACCACCCACCUACUACAGUCCUCCCACACGUACUCGUGCUCCUUAUGUUCCAACCACCCAGAGUGUUGAGACCACCACCCGCAAUAUUCAAAAUGUCAUACAGAAUGCUCAUCCUCAGGAUAAUGAAAUUGCCGAUAGCGUCAAUAUUCGUCACAAUCAAUCGCCGAAUGUCAAUGUGCCCUUCUCCGUAGAGAACACCAAUCACAAAGAGACCAAGGAAGCGAAACUUAAUUUGGGCGCCAUUGUUGCUUUGGGUGCCUUUGGUGGUUUUGUAUUUUUGGCUGCGGUCAUUACGACGAUUGUCAUAUUGGUCAGAAGAAAUCGUACCACUCAGCAUUAUCGCCACAGAGCAUCACCCGAUUGUAAUACCGUUGCCUCGUUUGAUAGCUCCACAUCGGGAUCCCGUAAUGGUCUCAAUAGAUAUUACCGUCAAGCCUGGGAAAACCUACACGAAUCGGCCUCCAAAAAUAGUUCACACAAUGCCCUGCGUCGCAAAGAGACUUUAGAUCCGCCAGCCAUGACCCGAUCCAGAGAUAAUUUAAGAGAUAACAUGCAAAGGUCCAGGGACAAUUUGGAUCGCGUGGGACGUGACAAUUAUGGUAUGCGUGAUAAUUCCGAAAUGGUCGUUUCCGAUGUCUGUCUAAAAGAAAAGAAACGUCACCAUCAUCAUCACCACAAAAACGGUUCUUCACGCAAUGGUGAAUAUCGCGACCACUCGGCGGGUAGACGGGAUCAUCAUCGACACAGUGGAGGACAUUAUUGACCAGCUAUGAUCAUUACCAUCAAUGUAGAGCAAUAA